CUUUUUUCCUACUUGUAAAGAAGCUUCCUGUGAGCCUCACAUAUCUCCCUCCUCAAAUAUCUUCCCACACAUAUCUGUUGAGGUUAUAAUUACCAGAAUUGAAGGUGGGGUCAGUGUAUAAUUUUAUGGAGUUGAUGCAAGAAAUGAAGGGGUAUUCUGAUAGCAGAGAAGAGGAGGAGGAAGAGGAAGUAGCAGAAGAAAUCAUCACAAGAGAAGAAAGCAGCAGUAAGCAAAACUACCCCUUUUCUUCACCCUCUUUCUCUUUAUCUUCUCCUCCUUCAAUAACAAAUUAUACUAGUACUAGUACUACUAUUACACCACCUCAUCAUCAUCACCAUCAUCAUCGUGUAAUAAAUAUUCCUCACCAACAAACUCCAUGGCUGGGGAUGAAUAUUCAUGAUCAUCAUCAGUCACCAGAGGCCACUGAAUCUCACAAUUCAUCAUCUGGGUUAGGGUUAUUACACCAGCACCAAGAUGCAGCAGCAGUAGCAGGUUCCAAUUUCAUCAUCAACAACCACACAAGAAAGCAGCUAGACUUCAUGGACUUGUCUUUGGGGAGCAACAAGGAAGAAGCCAAUUUGCAAGGAUCAGGAGGAGCUGAUUCUGGUGUUUAUGCUCAUGCAACUGCUAGUUCUUCUGCCAAUAGUAAUCACCACCACCACCACCACCAGCAGCCUGCUGAGAAGGAGCACAUGUUUGAUAAAGUUGUGACACCAAGUGAUGUUGGGAAGCUGAACCGGUUGGUGAUUCCAAAGCAGCAUGCUGAGAAGUAUUUCCCUCUUGAUUCCACAACCAAUGAGAAAGGGUUGUUGCUCAAUUUUGAAGAUAGGAAUGGAAAGUUGUGGAGGUUCAGGUACUCCUAUUGGAACAGCAGCCAGAGCUAUGUGAUGACCAAAGGGUGGAGCCGUUUUGUGAAGGAGAAGAAGCUUGAUGCCGGAGACAUUGUGUCCUUCCAGCGUGGUGUUGGGGAAUUGUAUAGGCAUAGGUUGUACAUAGAUUGGAGGAGAAGGCCUGAUCAUCAUCAUCAUCAUCAUGGCCCUGACCCUUCAGCCACACUCUACACACCUUUCUUUCUUCCAAAUCAGCCACACUUAAUGUCUAUGAUAAGAUGGGGUACCACUGGUAGAUUGUACUCACUUCCUUCACCAACCCCUCCACGCCACCAUGACCAUUUGCAACAACAACUCAAUUACAACACCAUGUAUCAUCACCCCUUUCACCAUGCUGGUGGAAAUGGAAGUCACCACUACAACUAUCAUGACAUGAGUUCAGGAUCUGGCUCAGUCUAUUAUCUCAGGUCAACAACACCAUCCAUGCCAAUGCCUGAUCAUCAAAGCUUGAGUACAAGGCAACACCAAGAGGGAGGCAAUAAUGUUUCCCUUUCCCCUAUGAUCAUUGAUUCUGUUCCUGUUGCUCAUCAUCACCAUCACCAUCACCCGCACCAUUCAAGUAGUAGUAAUAGUAGUAGUGCUAGCACUGCAGCAAAACGGCUAAGGCUAUUUGGGGUGAACAUGGAAUGUGCUUCUUCAACAUCAGAAGAUCCCAAAUGUUUCAGCUUAUUGUCCUCAUCUUCGGUGGCACAUAUGGCUAAUUCUAAUUCACUUCCCUCUUCUACUCUACUACCUAUUCAGCGUUUGAGGGAAGACACAAUUUCACCAUCAUCAUCAUCAAGGUUUGGGGAUCGGAGAGGGGAAGCCUCAAUGCUUUUUGAUCUGGACCCUUCUUUGCAAUACCGGCAGUGAUGAAACAAAAUUGAUGAAGAAACAAAUAAUGGAGAAGAUACAAGCUUGAUCUAAAGUUACCUGGGCUAGCUACCACUUUCGUUUGCAGCAUUUUUAUUAUAUUUUAAAUUUUUUUUGCUCUCUUUUUUUCUUUCAUCAGCUACAAAGGAAAGAAAGAGCUCCCAGGCUUUCUUCUUCUCUUCUUUUGAUCAGUAAUUAGUGUUUAGUUUCUGAACUUUUAGUACGUUUAGAACUGCUCAAUGAAUUAAUUAGCUGGGGAUUUGGGCCCUGAACGAAUGGAACGUCCAUCAUUUCACAACCUAAAGAGGGAAAUGAAAUCCAUGGAGAUCAUUUACGUUUAGACCUUGUCUCAAUUGUGUAUAAUACAAUAC
Abrus precatorius (Indian licorice) is the source of this 2113-nucleotide messenger RNA. RefSeq names its product B3 domain-containing transcription factor NGA1-like. The record is from RefSeq and is a predicted model, not a curated record. NCBI's taxonomy places the organism in Eukaryota, Viridiplantae, Streptophyta, Magnoliopsida, Fabales, Fabaceae. Bases 126 to 1742 code for a protein of 538 amino acids. The transcript has 3 exons. Gene Ontology annotation, molecular function: DNA binding; DNA-binding transcription factor activity.